Molecule: messenger RNA, 1889 nt
Organism: Aspergillus sclerotioniger CBS 115572
Lineage: Eukaryota; Fungi; Ascomycota; Eurotiomycetes; Eurotiales; Aspergillaceae
Product: putative transporter
Exons: 6
Coding region: 1-1866 (621 amino acids)
Biological process (GO): amino acid transmembrane transport
Cellular component (GO): vacuolar membrane
Molecular function (GO): amino acid transmembrane transporter activity
Source: RefSeq, a predicted model, not a curated record
AUGCCAGAUUUCUCAACGCUGUCUGAUGCGGAUGUUCAGGCCUCUGGCCCCAAUAGGCCUAUAACACAUGACAGGUCGAAUGCUGAUUCGCCAUUUGAAUAUGAGGUAUACCCUCAUGCGCUUGCAAUCAACAGUGAUUCAAGAGAAGGCCAUGGAUCGGCUUCCUUUUCUGCGCGGUUUAGGCAGGUAGGUGGAGUCAAUAGUAUUGAUAACUUUGCUCGGUCGUGGCAACGAGCUGCAUGCUUUCCAGAAGUUUUACCUCGGCGAUCCUCAUUCGUCGCAGACUCCGACGAAGAAUGGGGUGCUUCAAGAAGCGAUAUUCUCAGAUCUCAAGAAUAUCUUGACCAUGAUGCCGAUAUAACACGACCAUUGUUGGGUAUCGAUGGAGAAGCAGAAGAUAAUGUCUUGGCUCCCCAAUUGGAUUUGAGAAAGAGGGCCUCACAUGCAGACAUCCUAGAACCACCACUUGGGGGUUCGUACGGCACGAUUUCUUCCCGCGUUAGCGAAGUUACACGAAAGCAUGCGAUACAGCUGCACAGAGAGCAACAGGCUCGUGGCGAUGCAGUUGUGGAUCACGAUAGGCAGCCCAUUCUUGUAAAACAAGUACAGCAUGGUGAUGGGACACGGGAAUGUGUUGUUGUUGGUCAAUCUACUGUUCCUCAGACGAUCUUCAAUUCCGUUAAUGUCUUGAUUGGGGUUGGCUUGUUAAGCCUACCGCUGGCUUUGAAGCAUGCCGGCUGGCUUCUUGGCCUGCUAUUCCUCCUCUUUGCUGCUGUGACGACGUCUUACACUGCUAAAAUCCUUGCGAAAUGCCUUGACGUUGAUCGGAGCAUUGUCACCUAUGCUGAUCUAGCAUAUAUCAGUUUCGGUCACCACGCACGCUUAGUGACAAGCCUCCUAUUCUGCUUAGAACUUAUCGGGGCCUGUGUUGCUCUCGUUGUGCUUUUCGCAGACAGUCUACGGGCUCUCAUACCGGGUUUGAGCCUUCUCCAAUGGAAAAUAAUAUGCGGGCUCAUGCUUGUUCCCCUCAAUUUCCUACCAUUGCGACUUCUUAGUGUGACAAGUAUCCUCGGUAUACUGUCUUGUACUUCUAUUGUUAUUAUCACUUGUAUUGAUGGACUCAUGAAACCGACUGCGCCAGGGUCACUCCGUGAGCCAGCCAGAACAUAUUUAUUGCCUGAUAACUGGGCCACUCUUCCCCUGAGUUUUGGGCUUAUUAUGUCACCAUGGGGUGGUCACGGCGUAUUUCCUAAUAUAUACCGGGACAUGCGACAUCCACAUAAGUAUGGAAAGAGUCUCUGGGUGACAUAUCUAUUUACGUAUUCCCUCGAUUGUAUGAUGGCUAUUGUGGGCUGGAUGAUGUUUGGGGAUGGAGUUCGGGAUGAAGUCACUGCGAACGUCCUACGCACAGAAGAAUACUCGCAGGUUUUAUCCAUUUGCAUGAUCGUAUUCAUCGCCAUCAUUCCGAUCACUAAGGUGCCGUUGAACUGCCGGCCGCUUGUGGCCACAGUCGAAGUUCUCUGCGGCCUUGGGUCGCACCCAGAGCUUCAAACAAAUCCCCAGAGCACGAAAGCCAUGCUUCAGACGUUGUUGAAAGCCGUAAUACGCAUCCUUGUCGUGGUCAUCAUUGUUUUCAUGGCAGUGCUAUUCCCCUCCUUUGACAGAAUCAUGGCAUUGAUGGGGUCGGCUUUAUGCUUCACUAUCUGCAUCAUAUUGCCGCUUGCCUUUUAUCUGAAAAUAUUUGGCAAUGAGAUCAGUCCAAGGGAACGAGUACUGGACUGGUGCCUUCUGAUAAUAUCCUCAGUAUUGGCAUUAAUUGGGACUGCAUGGUCAUUCCUGCCGCAGGAUGCCAUCUCUGCACUAUGAACCUCCGGGUAGAGGCUCUUUCU